AUGUACGGCUACAUCGGGCGUAUACAGAGGGGCAUCCCCUACUCGCCGCCGUCCUCGCCCGAACUGUCGCCUCACCACGGAACGCCCGACCUCUCCGGAGGCAGCGAUUCUGUCACCUCCCCCGACUCGACGUCGAGCCUCAGCUCGCAGCCAAGGCACGACUCGCCACAUUCGACGUCCAUCACGGGCAACCUGCGAAAGCUCUACGACGAGGUCAGGCAACCCGGUAGGUCCUUUCGGAGCUCGCGCGACGAUGCUCGCUGCAUCGGAAGCGAAGACUGCUCGGCAUCAGAUAGCCAGUUCGACAGCUUGCAGGACCUCCUCGAGCGGGCUGGGUACAAGGAGACUCGCGUCAUCACACCGGACCGCCAGGCUAUCGCCAGGAUGGCGUCUCAGUCUCCUCGCAAUCCCGCCGCCGCCAAAGGCGACGCCUUGUGGAAUGGCAACCACGCGUCGACCUCGGUCGCGGCGACAUCACUCCGUCAAACCAUACAACGGACCUUUUCCGACGAGCGAAAGCCAGCGCCGGUCCGCAAGCAACUGAGGUCGACGAGAUCAUCCGGCUGGCUCUUUGGCGCCUUCUGGAGGGCGGAGUCAGCAUCAGAGGAGGUGCCAGCGGUUCCUAAAAUCCCGUCGAUCCGCAUCACUCCGAGCAACGACAUGCAUCACGAGCCCGAGUCAGGCCAUGGUCUGGCCGAGGAGCAGCGCAAGGACUUUGUCGCAUCAAAGACCGACAUCGCAGCGCGGCGAAACGAGCAAGAGCAGGUCAUCACGCACCAGGCGGCUCCGGCGAAACCAUCGCAUACCUCUGCCUCGGGCCGCACCUCCACGCCUAGAAGACCGAAGGCAAAGGCGAGUCAGACGAGUCCAAAGGCAAGCCCAUCGAAGACGAUCCGGAAGCAGGCGAGCAGGAAUCAGCUCUGGAUGGGCAGCCUGGCGUACCGGAAUGCCAAAUCGCAGACAGCGCCCGUGCGGAUGAAGGGCGCCUUCGACCUCGACAGGGCGAUCGGCAAGGAUACGGCGGCGGCAGCAGACCGCUUUGCCCAGCAGCUCGGUGCUGCGAAAAAGGGGAAACGCCGCACCGGCCUCGCUGAAGCGUUUGCAGACAGCCCGACCAAGCCCCAGCGAGGCUCCAUGGAUGAUCCGCAGACGGAAAGCCCGCGCACGCAGCGCCGGCGGCGUAACGAGCGCGCGGUCUGGCGAGAAUCUCUGCAGGGACUGAACCGCUUCGGCGAUCGCAGCGGACGCAAGGGUCACGAUGAGGACCCGACGCCGGUCAAGCCGGCCGCCGAGUCUGGGGCCGAGAAUGGCACCAUUGCUGUCCAGCUGCUUGCUGGACCGGCUCUUCCCUUUCUGACGAUGGACCCAGCCGUCGCCUUGCGGAACGAGGCCUGCCUGCGCCCGAGCCACCUUCGCCGGAUGAAGAGCGUGGACGUGCUCAGCAAAGCGCUGCAGGAGUGCGAGCGGCUCAAGCGGGAACGCGAGGCGUCAUCCUCGACGCUUCCCAUCGACGCUUCGCACCUCGCGCCGCCAAGUCCGGUGAGGCCGCCGUCGCCACCCACGCUCAUGGUCAGCUCCCCGUCUGGCAUCACGUCGCCCAAGGUGCUCGAGCUCAACGGGACCGAGUUUGAGCCUCGAAGCUGGUCGCCGCUAAAGGGCGAAGCUAUCAUCUCUUCGCGUCGCGUGACCAGGAGGCGCUCGAAGCCCCGACUCAACCCGAUCCAGCGAUCGCCAGCCGCUGCUGCCGGCGAGGCGGCUGGGUUGGAAGCGGUCCGGGGCCGUACAAAGUCGCCUCGCAGCCAGCGCACUUGCCCCACCGCCAACGGUGGCGACGGUCCUCGUUCGAGCGUCAAAAGCACCGCUGGAUCGUCCAAGGUGCGGCCGCAGGCGACCCGAUCGAACGCGUCGGGCUCGACGUCAGCCGCGAUCCCUUCGAGGCAGCCGUUCGGGUCGAGCGCGGCGGCCAACGCCGUCGAGGGACGGGAGGACGACGAUCCGUUCCGCUGCGACGGUCCGCUGCCCAGCACGAUCAAGAAAAAGGCCUUUAUGCAGAGCCUGUCUCGGGGCAGCAAGAUUGCCAAGCUCAUCGAAGAGACGCACCGACGUCCGAUGAUGGUAUCGGACGAGAACAGCUUCGCCUCUGCCGGCCUCGACUCGCCGACAUCGAGGGUGAGCGCCAACCGGCGCGGCAACAAGGCCGGCAGCGUCUCGCGGGCUGGCGCGGGCGCAGGCGCGUCGAGGUCGAUCCGUCGCGAGCCCAAGGCUGCUGGCGCCGACGAGCACAGCGGCCACGGCGAUGGGGCCGAGCGUGACGACGACGACGAUGGGCUGCCGCGGCUAUCGUCGUCGUUGAGCCGCAGCUCUGCCAGGCGCAUGGAGGCGCUCACCAUGGCGCUGCGCGAGUGCGCCGACAACUCGCAACUCUGA
This is a messenger RNA of Pseudozyma flocculosa PF-1, 2427 nucleotides long. RefSeq lists its product as uncharacterized. The record is from RefSeq and is a predicted model, not a curated record. Bases 1 to 2427 code for a protein of 808 amino acids. The transcript is spliced from 2 exons. Lineage: Eukaryota; Fungi; Basidiomycota; Ustilaginomycetes; Ustilaginales; Ustilaginaceae.